Messenger RNA from Cetraspora pellucida, 909 nucleotides. The record is from the annotation of a GenBank genome assembly. NCBI's taxonomy places the organism in Eukaryota, Fungi, Glomeromycota, Glomeromycetes, Diversisporales, Gigasporaceae.
AUGGAUUAUGGAUAUUAUAGAAAGUGUAAAACAUGUAAAAAGAGAAGACGUCAUAAAGAUCUCAGUGCCCGACAGUGUAAUAUGUGCGAUCAACAAUCAUUAAAUGGAAAUAAAAUUAUAGAUAAUUGGCUUGUUAAAACAACGGGGAUCAGUGUUAGCAGACAUUCUUUUAUGGAAUUUAUUCCAUAUGAACGGUUUAAUGAUAUAAUUUAUAUUUCUGAAGGCGGGUUUAGUAAAAUAUACAAAGCGACAUGUGUUAAUGGUAUAAGAGAUAAAUGGAAUGGUCACAAGCAAAGAUUUGAAUAUAUUCAAAAUGCAAAAGUUGUUCUUAAAAGUCUUAAUAAUUCUGAAGCUAUAAGUCAUGAUUUUUUAAAUGAGUUAAAAAAUUAUUUUCAAUGCUUCGAUCAUUAUGUAUCGAUAAUCCAAUAUUACGGCAUCACACAACAUCCCGAAACAAAAGAUUACAUGAUUGUAAUAGACUUUGCAAAAAAUGGUGAUUUAUAUAAUUUUAUUUCAAAAAAUUUUCUUGCUAUGUCUUGGAAGCAAAAACUAGGGACGUUAAGAGAUAUAGCACGGGGACUUCGAACAAUGCAUAAAGAUCCAUUCAAUUUUAUUGAAGACAAAGAAAAUAAUGAAAUAAAAACAUCAACCCAGAAUAAACAAUUAUCGAAAAUGGACUUAAGUUUUCUAUGCAGCAGCAAACGAACUUUGUACUAUUAUCAACAAGAAUCAGAACCACUCUCACAUCCUAAUCUUAACAUUCCAAAAAAGCAUCAUCUUUACGAAAAUAAUUUGGUUUAUAACGAUAUUCAUAGUAAAAAUAAAAGGCAAAAAAAUAAUGAGGAUACACAGUAUCAAGAUAAUCAUAAUUAUCAAAGUAAAGAAUUUGAGUUUGAUAUUAACCGAUAG